AUGUCCAACCGUCUAGGCCUGACCCCACCCCAAGAUCUAUCCGAAUCUCAAAAGCGACCACACGCCUUAUUCAGCGAAUACACAAACCAACGAUACGCCAGAUCCCCACGAACAUCUCUCGAUGACGGCACGUUAAUCGGCCCCUUCGGCAUCCUCCUGCACCACCCACCCGUCGCAGAGUCAAUCUACAGCUUAAUCAAAGCUCUCCAGACCAUCCCGGGUUUAUCAUCGUACGCAAAGGAAGUCGUCAUCGCCGUGGCCGGGGCCCGCGCGAAAUGCGCCUACGAGAACUACGCGCACGCCAUCAUCGCGAAACGUGUGGGCAUUUCUGAGUCUGCACUAAGUGAGAUUCACGCGGGUAAAUGUCCAGACACGUUAACGGAGGAAGGCAAGGCCGCAUUCGCACUCGCUACGGCUGCUGGAGACCCUGGUGUCGUCGACCAGAGUGUCUGGGCUAGGACGGUUAAAGUGUUGGGCAAGGACGGUGCUGCGGCAGUGGUCCAUUAUACGGGAUUCUAUGCAUACGUCAGUACUAUCUUGAAUGGAUUUGACGCCAAGGUACCUGAAGAUGCCACGUAG
Messenger RNA from Exophiala viscosa, 579 nucleotides. Its product is annotated as AhpD-like protein. The transcript has a single exon. Bases 1 to 579 code for a protein of 192 amino acids. NCBI's taxonomy places the organism in Eukaryota, Fungi, Ascomycota, Eurotiomycetes, Chaetothyriales, Herpotrichiellaceae. The record is from RefSeq and is a predicted model, not a curated record.